CUAGGUAAAUAUUGAUGGUACGGUUUUACGUCCAUGGUAGGCUGUGACAGGAGGUCUGAAUGGGCACAGGAAAGAGGAUUAUUAGUAAUUCGUUGUGUAGACCGCAUUCCUAUCGGACCUGAUGAUUGUUUUAGCUAUUUUAUCCGCGUUUCUGGCCGUAUCUGUUAACGCGGAACUGUUUCAUUUUGACAGCAUCUCUAAUGUGUCAACCUAUUACUUCAACUACCUCUACUGCCAUGUUUGGGAAGGGGAGUGUCAGCCGAACCAGGACGAUGCGACCCAACAAGUGCCUACAGGGAGCGUGUGGUCGUGGCUUUCUCAGGAUUAUAAGGGAAUGGUGACCAACUGGUACUGCAGAAUUGGACAAUGCUGUGAUUCAGGAGACUGCAGAAUUACUAACAACAUCACAGGUCUAGCACAAGAUCUACAGCUAAAACUUCAUGGGCAGCACCUGGCUCAGUCGGUGGUCCUGAGGGCCAUUCAAGGCUUCAUUAAUAACCCCGAGUCCAACAAGCCCCUGACUCUGUCCUUCCAUGGUUGGUCAGGCACAGGCAAAAACUUUGUGGCCCGGUUGGUGGCAGACAACCUGUAUCGUGAUGGAGUGAAGAGUGAGUGUGUGCGUUUGUUCAUUGCCCCAUUCCACUUCCCUCAUGCAAGACUGGUGGAUGUGUACAAGGGCCAGCUGAGGGAGGCUAUUAGAGACAUGGUCCUCCGUUGCCCCCAGACCCUCUUCAUUUUUGAUGAGGCUGAGAAAUUGCACCCUGGUCUUAUUGAUGCCAUUAAGCCCUAUAUGGACCACUAUGACAAUGUGGAUGGAGUUAGCUACAGAAGGGCCAUAUUCCUGUUCCUCAGUAAUAUUGGUGGUGCAGUUAUUAAUGACGUAGCGCUGGAUUUUUGGCAUUCGGGGCAGAACCGGGAGGAUAUUGGAAUGGAAGAUCUGGAACAUCGACUGCGAGCAGAAUCUAUGGAAGCUGAAGGAGGUUUUGCCCAGAGUGAGCUCAUGUCAGGGCACCUGAUUGACUUCUUUGUGCCAUUCUUGCCUCUUGAAUAUCGUCAUGUUAAACUGUGUGCUCGGGAUGCCUUUGUUAUCCGUGGCGUGGAGCCUAACGAGGCAACUUUAGAUGAGGUGGCUAAAGCCAUGCUGUAUGUACCCAAAGAAGAGAAACUCUUUUCUGCACAGGGUUGCAAAUCCAUCCCACAACGAAUCAACUUCUUUUUACAUUAAUAGAAUAAUACAAUUUCCCUAAGCUCACAACAUGUUAUGGCAUACAUAACAGCAAAGCUAAAAUGAGACUGUUACCAGUUUUUUACAUGCCACUUCAUAGUCUGUAUAGGUGUCCUAUACCGAAGACAUCCUUUCCUUCCUACAUUCAGAAGACAUGCAGGCAGGUGGAUUGGCUAUGCUAAAUUGCUUAUAGAUAAGUACUACUGGUGUCUCAUGCAUACCAUAUCUGCCCCCCC
Molecule: messenger RNA, 1461 nt
Organism: Clarias gariepinus (North African catfish)
Lineage: Eukaryota; Metazoa; Chordata; Actinopteri; Siluriformes; Clariidae
Gene: tor3a
Product: torsin family 3, member A
Exons: 6
Coding region: 122-1225 (367 amino acids)
Cellular component (GO): endoplasmic reticulum lumen; nuclear envelope
Molecular function (GO): ATP hydrolysis activity; ATP binding
Source: RefSeq, a predicted model, not a curated record